AUGGAAAUCCUGCAACAGGAGAGUGCCCAGCUCCAUAUGGGAGCUGCUGCUACCAGUUCGGCUGGUACAUGGAUAAGUUUAGUUUUUGGUCUAACAGUCAUUGCUGUGCUCUACGAAUAUUAUCGCCGCAAUACCCGUGAAUACAAAUUGAUGGAUUCGAUACCAACACCAAAACAAUGGCCCCUCAUCGGUAAUGGUCACAUGGCUUUCGGCCAGAACAAUCAUCAGAUUUUAAAACUAAUGCAAGAAGUGUUCCGUGACAACGGUGAAACUAUUCGCAUUUUACUGGGUCACUUGAAUGUGGUGUUCCUUACUAAUCCAGCCGAUUUGGAAAUAUUCCUAAGUGGCCAUAAACAUUUAGAGAAAGCUGUGGAAUAUCGUUAUUUCCAACCUUGGUUUGGUGAUGGUCUACUGAUCUCAAAGGGCCACCAUUGGCGUCAUCAUCGUAAAAUGAUUGCGCCCACCUUCCAUCAAAGUAUUCUGAAGAGUUUCGUACCCACCUUCGUAAAGCACUCCAAAGCUGUGGUAGGACGGCUGAGCUCUAAGGUGGGCGAGGAGUUCGAUUGCCACAAAUACAUGUCGGAGACAACGGUCGAUAUUUUACUUACCACCGCCAUGGGUUGUAAGCAACAACCAGAAACGGAAAAGAGUGCCGAAUAUGCCCAGGCUGUUAUGGAUAUGUGUGACAUCAUCCAUAAUCGUCAGCUGAAAUUGUUCUAUCGUUUGGAUUCCACCUAUAGCUUUACAAAACUUCGCGAACGUGAUAACAAACUGAUGAAUGUUAUUUUGAGUAUGACCCGCAAAGUGGUAGAGGAUCGUAAGAAAAAUUUCAAUGCCGAGGAGCGUGGUAUUGUUGAUCGUGCUGAUGCUAAGUCGAAUAAGCCUGCUGCCAAGAAAGAUGGCCUUCGCGAUGAUUUGGACGAUAUUGAUGAAAAUGAUGUUGGGGAAAAGAGACGCUUAGCUUUGCUCGAUGCCAUGAUGGAAAUGGAAAAGAAUCCCGAUAUUAAAUGGACCGAUAAAGAUGUUAUGGAUGAAGUUAACACUAUUAUGUUUGAGGGUCACGACACCACAGCGUCUGGUUCCAGUUUUGCUCUCUGUCUUUUGGGUAUCUAUCAGGAUGUACAACAACGUGUCUUCGAAGAACAACAAGCCAUCUUUGGGGAUGAUCUCAAUCGGGAUUGUACAUUUGCCGACACUCUGCAAAUGUCUUAUUUGGAAAGAGUUAUCUGCGAAACAUUGCGUUUAUAUCCACCAGUACCAUUGAUUGCACGUACAGUGGAAGAGGAUGUAAAUCUAAAAUCUGGUCCCUACACUGUGGCCAAGGGUUCAACGGUGGUACUUUUACAAUACUUUGUACAUCGUCGCCCUGACAUCUACCCUGAUCCGGAGAAAUUUAAUCCCGACAACUUUUUACCCGAACGUGCAGCUAAUCGUCAUUAUUAUUCGUUCAUACCAUUCAGUGCGGGACCACGCAGUUGUGUUGGACGUAAAUUUGCCAUGUUACAGUUGAAAGUUUUACUUUCGACCAUUAUACGUAAUUAUCGCGUUUCAUCUAAUCGUACACAGGAAGAUUUCCAACUGCAAGGUGAUAUUAUUUUGAAAAUGUCAAAUGGUUUUAAUAUAUCUCUGGAAAAGAGACCAACAUCUAAGGUGUAG
Molecule: messenger RNA, 1656 nt
Organism: Musca vetustissima
Lineage: Eukaryota; Metazoa; Arthropoda; Insecta; Diptera; Muscidae
Product: cytochrome P450 4g1-like
Exons: 2
Coding region: 1-1656 (551 amino acids)
Molecular function (GO): iron ion binding; oxidoreductase activity, acting on paired donors, with incorporation or reduction of molecular oxygen; monooxygenase activity
Source: RefSeq, a predicted model, not a curated record